This is a messenger RNA of Culex quinquefasciatus (southern house mosquito), 1290 nucleotides long. RefSeq lists its product as uncharacterized. The record is from RefSeq and is a predicted model, not a curated record. Gene Ontology annotation, cellular component: membrane. Gene Ontology annotation, biological process: sensory perception of smell. Gene Ontology annotation, molecular function: odorant binding; olfactory receptor activity. The transcript is spliced from 5 exons. NCBI's taxonomy places the organism in Eukaryota, Metazoa, Arthropoda, Insecta, Diptera, Culicidae. Bases 186 to 770 code for a protein of 194 amino acids.
AUUUUUGUGUCGUUGGUAAUUUUUGUGGCGAAUCGAGGGAAGUUUGAGCGGGCGAUUGACGGGUUGAGGGAGAUUUUUCAUCGAGGAAUCAAUGCACGGACUGCUACGAUUACAUUUGCGAGCAAAACUUGAAAAUCGAAAAAUUUGUCAAGUUUUACAUUGUUUACUGCAUAUUUGGUCCUUUUAUGUUCUGCGUUCCUCCGGUGACCAGCAGUUACUUGCAGUAUUUUUCCUCAAGAAAAAACAACUUAGAACCGUUGAGCUUCGAGUUACCCAUGGAGCAAGAAUUUUACGGCCUACAAAUUCGCUCAAAUUUCGUCCAUUACCACGCCUUCGUGGCGCUCUCGGUGUCGGCCUACUGCGUUUGCUCGUACUUUCUAAUCAUCAAGGCCUGCACGAUGUUCCUCAUGAUCCGGUACAGCGCGCUGACGUACCGAUUGGUUGCGAUGAGGAUUCGAAAAUUGACGCGAUUCUCCGACGCUGAAGAUCAAAGCUCCGCCGUGGAGGUGUCCGACCUGGCCGAGGUCGUUGAGCUGCACAGACUCGCGUACAAUGUCACCAACCUGGUAGAAAGCAUCUGCCACCUCCCGCUGGCCAUACAAUUCCUCACCUGUGUUCUGUUUUGGUGCCUGACGAUGGUCUACGUCUCGACGUCUGUUCAACGUGAUGGUCCUGUUCUGGCUGUCGUUGAUCGAAACGUUCGGCUACUCCUACCUGGGCUCGCAGCUGAUGUAGGAAGCGAACGGUGUGAGCAAGGCCAUCUACGAUAAGCGAUACUAUCGGCUGAUGUUGCAAAGCAUUCAGCGGCCUACUCGGAUAACUGGAAUAAGAUUUUUUUUUUGCCGUGGAGCUGAGAAGUUUGCUGUUUGAAGAAAUGUUGAUGAAAGUUUAAUAUGUUGUAUUUUUUCAAGGUUAUCAACUCAUCCUAUUCAUACUACUUGGUUCUCAAGGACGCUCUUAAACAGCUUUGAAGUUUUUACUUAGAACCGAUAGCUGAACAUUGAAAAAGUUUUUUUUAUAAAUUGUGUAGUACUUGACUUGUGCAUUGGAAAUACUGAAUAAAUAAGAUCGAGUCUCUUCGGAUAAUGGGUGUUUUUGCCGUGGAGUUUGGCACCUUUGGAAGUGUGCUGUUGCUGAAUGUUGAUGAAAAUUUAAUAUGUUGUAUUUUUUCAAGGUUGUCAACUCAUACUGAUUGGUUCUCAAGGACGCUCAGUUCCUUUAUCAAUUGUUUAGUAUUGGACUUGUGCAUAGGAAAUACUAAAUAAAUCAGAUCGAGUCUCUUCGUACCAA